AUGGCCUGGUCACUUAUCCAUGCAGGGUGGUUGCAUUACCUCCUGGCUAUAUUCAAUGCCCAUGACUGGACUAUGGGCUACGUUACUACUUUCUCAACCGAGAUAUUCUCUCUCCUGAACAGCAUAAUAUAUUUUCAUAAAGCUAUCCAAGAGCUUGAGCGAGCCCACGCAAACCUCUCCUUCGCCGCAUUCCUGUAUGCCAUCAUAGGUGCGGUAGGAACAAUGCUACUCGCCAUAUUCUUGUCCACAGCGGAGUCUUGGAAACCUUUAUUCCACCGAUACAUCCGCCUGGGACUUUCGGAAUAUGCUGCAGCAAUAUCCAUUAUCUUGUUUAUUGGAUUACCUCAUAUUGGAGAGCUCGCUCAUUUGGACAAAUCAACGCUCCCCGUCAGCGUUACAUUCCAACCCACAUCUCCAGAACGUCAUAUAUUCUUUGUCGAGUUCUGGAAACUUCCUGCCCGUUGGAUAUUCGUGGCUAUUAUUCCCGGCAUAAUCAUCACAAUGCUUUUCUUUUUUGACCAUGAGAUAAGCUCUAUCAUAUGCACCAUCGAUCGUUAUAAGACGCGGAAGCCUGGUGGGUUUGCUUGGGACAUCAUUCUCCUGGGUACUACCACUGCCUUAUGCGGCAUCUUGGGAAUUCCUCCUGCAAACGGUCUUUUACCUCAAGCCCCUCUGCAUUCAGAAUCUUUGAUGCAUGCGGACACAGAAGAAGCUGUAGUCGAAGUCGAUGGCCAGGAAACGGUAGAAGUCCUGCAUAUUAGGAGAGUAUAUGAACAGCGGUGGUCUUCUUUACUCCAUGGAUGUGGGAUUCUUGCAUUUGUUAGUCCUCCCUUCAUGAAAGUUCUUGGGUUGACCCCAACAAGCGUACUCGCUGGGUUAUUCUUAUUCAUGGGAGAACAAAGCUUAUCUGUCAAGUAA
Messenger RNA from Trichophyton rubrum CBS 118892, 918 nucleotides. RefSeq lists its product as uncharacterized. The transcript has a single exon. Bases 1 to 918 code for a protein of 305 amino acids. Gene Ontology annotation, cellular component: plasma membrane; fungal-type vacuole. Gene Ontology annotation, molecular function: borate efflux transmembrane transporter activity; solute:inorganic anion antiporter activity. NCBI's taxonomy places the organism in Eukaryota, Fungi, Ascomycota, Eurotiomycetes, Onygenales, Arthrodermataceae. The record is from RefSeq and is a predicted model, not a curated record. Gene Ontology annotation, biological process: borate transport; monoatomic anion transport; monoatomic ion homeostasis.